AUGAAUAUAUUACAAUGUACCGUCGGUUGCCGAUCACUAGUGCUUUUGGUACAUGAGAACUGUGAUCCAGAAUAUCCUCAGUAUACAAGCUUUUUAUCGAGGUUGAAAACAUUCGAUUCACACCCGGCUCGAUCGUGUCAAGAUAAAUAUUCACUGGCCGCCAGCGGAUUCACUUAUACCGGGACUGAGGAUUUGGUUCAAUGCAUGGAAUUUAUUGAAAAUGUAAAAAAUGAAUUUAAUCGCAAACGUAGUGAUAAUAGAGACAUUCGAGACUGUUGUCGUUGUAAAUCAGAACCGUAUGAUGUUGGUAAUAAUCGCGAUAAUAGUAAUAGUCAAGCCCGUAUAUGUAAAUCUGAAUCGUAUGAUGUCGUCGGGUGA
Messenger RNA from Macrosiphum euphorbiae (potato aphid), 378 nucleotides. The record is from the annotation of a GenBank genome assembly. NCBI's taxonomy places the organism in Eukaryota, Metazoa, Arthropoda, Insecta, Hemiptera, Aphididae.